AUGGUUUCUCAUUCUUCCUCUCUUCCUCUUUCUCAACGAGCGCAGACUGUGUUUGUGACGACGGCUUUAGACCAAGGGCCAGGCCGCUGGGUGGUGCUGUCGCGGUCUCAUCUUGAGCAUUUGUUUGAGAACGACCAAAGCGACAAGAGGCGAUCCUCGAAGAAGCUGAGAGCCAUGGCUCGUGGGCAGCAGAAGAUUCAGUCCCAGCAGAAAAACGCCAAAAAAGCAGCGGACAAGAAGAAGGGUCAAGCAGCCGACCAGAAGACGGCGGCCAAAGCGGCGCUGGUGCACACCUGCCCGGUCUGCCGCACCCAGAUGCCAGACCCCAAGACGCAUAAAGACUCUGUGGAAACUGAAGCUCGACCACAAUCUGAAGAGAUGACCCUGACCUUGACCAGCGGCGCCCCCUGUAGGCGGCAGAGGGAGCUGCGCCACAGUUGUGCGUGUGCCGUGUGA
Messenger RNA from Knipowitschia caucasica, 456 nucleotides. The record is from the annotation of a GenBank genome assembly. NCBI's taxonomy places the organism in Eukaryota, Metazoa, Chordata, Actinopteri, Gobiiformes, Gobiidae.